Teleopsis dalmanni is the source of this 1371-nucleotide messenger RNA. Its product is annotated as decapping nuclease DXO homolog. Gene Ontology annotation, cellular component: cytosol; nucleus. The record is from RefSeq and is a predicted model, not a curated record. Gene Ontology annotation, biological process: NAD-cap decapping; nuclear-transcribed mRNA catabolic process. Gene Ontology annotation, molecular function: mRNA 5'-diphosphatase activity. Bases 124 to 1278 code for a protein of 384 amino acids. The transcript has 5 exons. NCBI's taxonomy places the organism in Eukaryota, Metazoa, Arthropoda, Insecta, Diptera, Diopsidae.
UAUAGCUUGGCAGCACUGUUCGGCUGUCAGUAAUUGUUUAAUAACAAAUAAGCCGUGUGUAAUGUAUAAAUAUUGCAAGAUUCUACAGCAAAGAUUGUACAAAUAACUUAAUUCGAAUACAAAAUGAGACCUGAAGAGUAUAUAGAUAAAGAUGAGCUAAGCACUUGGGAGGAUACUAAAAUAAAUGCAUUGAAAUUUCGUAAUCAAAUGAUGACAUAUUCAGAAUUUCAAAAACCUUGUCCAUUGAGUUGCUUCAGUACAUCAACUGAACGGGUUUAUGUACCACGCGCGGACGAAAUGCGCUAUUAUAAAAAACCAACGAAAUUUCCAAUGGAUUUAAAUGAGAACAUAAGAAAUGCUAUACUAAAGCCGGAAAGUGCACACCAUGAAGGCGUGCUUAACAUGCUAAAACAUAUCGAAAACGAAAUUACUGUAAAAGAAGAAAAUCCAUUGCUAAAUAUUGAUUUUGUUUGUUGGCGCGGACUACUGACAUUGAUUAUGAAUACUCCGUAUGAGAAUAAAAGCGAUUGGCAUUUAAGAGUUACAAAAUUUAUGGGAACGUGUUAUUUACGUAAAGUCGAAACGAAGCAAAAGAAAAUGGAGCGUGAUAGUAUGACACAAAAACAAUGUGAUAUGGCAAGUUGGGGUUUUAAAUUUGAGCAAUAUUGUUUGGCAGAGACGCCUGAAUCCGAACCUGAUACAGUAAGUCCAGUAGAUGAGUGUAGUGAAUUUGCUAUAGUAUAUCAAACCAAAAUAGGAGGUUUCAAUAUGUUUUAUGGUGCUGAAAUGGAUGGCGUUGAUUCCAAUAAAACCAUAAAUUUUGAUGCACGCCCCAAUAAAGAACAAUUAUCAUCAAUGAAUUUUAUUGAACUUAAAGUACGUAAAAAGGAUUUAAGCUUUUACCAAAAACGCACAUAUAAUUGCAUCAAGACGCGUACAUGGUGGUGUCAAUCCUUUUUAGUUGGAGUUUCUAAAAUCAUUGUUGGCUUGCGGAACGAUAAUGGGCUUGUGGAUAGCAUUGAGGAGGUUGAAGUAAAUUCACUAAUUAAACAAGGUCAAAAUUAUUGGAGUGGCAAUAAUUGCAUUGAAUUUUUAACAUUUAUGUUGAAAUUCAUUAAGGAAAAAACGAGUGAUUUAAACUGUCCACACACUGUAGUGGAUUUUUAUUACAAUUCUGAUAAUAGACAUAUUAGUUAUAAAAAAACCGAGGGGAAGAGUCCCAGCUCAUUUUUACCUGAUUGGUAUAUAACUGCAGUAAAAAGCCAACAUACGUUUUAAACACACACAGAGUGUUAAAUUUUAAUUAUUAUAUUUUAAAGUUUACAGAGUAUUUCUUAAUUCAAAAUACAAAACCCAAAAAUAUACGUUAUA